AUGCCGACAAGAUUUUUAUUGCUGGUAAUAUUUUUAUCUAUCUAUCUAUCUAUCUAUCUAUCUAUCUAUCUAUCUAUCUAUCUAUUGAUUUGUUUUGGUUUCAUACAAAUCUAUCAAUCUAUCUAUCUAUUUCAAUCUGUUUAUAUCUAUCUAUUGAUCUAUCUAUCUCAAUCUGUUUCUAUCUAUCUAUCGAUCCAUCUAUCUAUCUCAAUCUUUUUAUAUCUAUCUAUUUCAUGUGCUACAAUCUAUCUCAAUCUGUUUAUAUCUAUCUAUCUAUCUAUCUAUCUAUCUAUCUAUCUAUCUAUCUACCUAUCUCACUCAAAUCCUACCGUCUGUAAUCUAUCUCAAUCUGUUUUGCUAUCUAUCUCUAUCUAUCUUGGAUCUAUCUAUCUAUCUCAUAAAUCCUACCGGUUCAUUGAACUAUUGUGCUACAAUCUAUCCCAAUCUGUUUAUAUCUAUCUAUCUAUCUAUCUAUCUAUCUAUCUAUCUAUCUAUCUAUCUAUCUAUCUAUCUAUCUAUUCCAGAGUGCUACUAUCUAUCUAUCUAUCUAUCUAUUUCAUCUGCUAUCUAUCUAUCUAUCUAUCUAUCUAUCUAUCUAUCUAUUUCAUAGUGCUAUCUAUCUAUCUAUCUAUUUCAGAGUGCUACUAUCUAUCUAUUUCAGAGUGCUACUAUCUAUCUAUCUAUCUAUCUAUCUAUCUAUCUAUCUAUCUAUUUCAGAUUGCUACUAUCUAUCUAUCUAUUUCAGAGUGCUACUAUUUAUCUAUCUAUCUAUCUAUCUAUCUAUUUCAGAGUGCUACUAUCUAUCUAUCUAUCUAUCUAUCUAUCUUUCUAUCUAUCUAUCUAUCUAUUUCAGAGUGCUACUAUCUAUCUAUCUAUCUAUCUAUCUAUCUAUCUAUCUAUCUAUUUCAGAGUGCUACUAUCUAUCUAUCUGACUCAAUUCCUGUCUAUCAGUUUAUUGAUUAUUUUCAUUUUCCUAUUGGCUGUUUGGCAGAUUGUUUUUAUUCGUUGAGUCAUUCUCGUUUUUAUUCAGCAAUUUGUAUUGAACUUUUACCAAAAGAGAAUUUUCGUUUCUUUCUUUCUUUUUUUCAGGCGUUCAUUCUAGCUUCUUCUUCAGCUCUUUACCAUUUUAUAACUUCCGCUUUCCUUUCUUAUCUACUUCCGUUCUUCUAUAUAACUACAUUUCUUAUAGUCAGUUUGGUAUUUUAUUUUGGCGGGGGGGUCUUUCUUUUUCUUCCAUAUUCCUCCUCUUCUCUCAGGUUACUUUUUCUUUCUUUUUCUCAUGAUCGUCCUUAUAUCGUUUUUUUUUUUUUUUUUUUUUUACUUUCCUUCAUUUUCCUGCAUUCUUUUUCUUUCUUUUUCUUUCCAGUUUGUUUCUUUUCUUCCAUUUUUCGCUUGUUUUAUUUUUUCGACUUCCUCUUUCAAUACUUCUUUUCAUUUUUUCCUUUCAUCGUUCAUUCUAGCGUCUUCUUUCAAUCUUUAACCUUUAUAACUUCCUGUUUCUUUUCUCAUUUACUUCCGUCUUUCAUAUAUCUUCAUUGCUUCUUAUCGUCCGUUUGUAAUUUUUUCCCUUUUUUUUAUCUUCCAUCCUCCGCCUCUUAUCUCAGGCUAACUCUUCCUUCUUUUUCUCAUGAUCGUCCUUCUUUUGUUUUUUUUUUUUUUUCUUUUUUACUUUCCUUCAUUUUCCGGUAUUCUUUUUUCUUUCCACAUUUUUGUUUUCUUCCAUUUUUUUGCCUGAUUUAUUUUUUCGACUUCCUCUUUCAAUACUUCUUUUCAUUUCUUCCUUUCAUGUUUCAUCGUCUUUUUCUGCUUUCUUUUUUUCUAAUUAAAUUUUACAUUCAUUUGCUCUAUUUUCCCCUUCCUUCUUCUUUUUGUCAUUUAAAACUUCUUCUUUCUAUUUUUGUUUCUUCUUCGCUUUCUCCCUUGUUAGCGGUUUUUUAUUCGUUCCUUCUUACUUUCUGUGUUUUUUAUCCUUCCUCCCAUCAUUUUUGCUCUUUCAACCAUGUUCAUUUAUUUGUUUCCUUUUUCCUUUCUCCUGACAACUCCUUUUUUUCUUUAUCCUCUUUCACGAAUCUCCUUUUCUUCCCCUUUGAUUCACAUUCCUUUCUUCUUUAUUUUAUAAUUCCUACUCUUUAUAUAAAAUCAUUUGCUUGUCUUUUUUUUCCUUUUUUUCCUUCCACUUUCUUUUAUUCAUUCUUUCUUUUUUACUUUCUCUUCCUUUUCUCUAGAGUAACUCUUUCUCAUCUUCUCAUUUAUUUUCUCUCGAUUUUUUUCUGUGCUAUUGUUUCUCUGUCUUUUUUUUUCUCCUUCCUUUCUGUUUUCUUCUUUCCUUUUUUUUAA
Acanthosepion pharaonis is the source of this 2337-nucleotide messenger RNA. The record is from the annotation of a GenBank genome assembly. Lineage: Eukaryota; Metazoa; Mollusca; Cephalopoda; Sepiida; Sepiidae.